AUGAACCGUGCUAACCCUACUAUAACGCCUCAUCUGGCCACUUCGAUCGUGAAGGAAAACUGGUGUGUCACAGUCGCCGAUGUUGAGCGGAACGGCCAGCCGGGCAUCGUCGCAGGUGGGCCUUCCGCACCAGGUGGAGAGUGUAGCUCACCACCGACCUUUUACGGGGUUUCAUAUGUAACAAGUGAAGCAGUGGUCACAGAGAAGCCAUCAGACGUACCUGUUGGGAGGGCAUGGUGCGUUACUAUGGCUGAUGUUGAUAGAAAUGGGCAGAUGCUUCCAGUUGAUGCAGGUCCAGCAAUGUUGGUCGAUGGGUGUAACGCUCCCUCGAUGUAUCAGUGGAAAGGAGGGAUGGCUACAUGA
Messenger RNA from Bipolaris maydis ATCC 48331, 363 nucleotides. RefSeq names its product glycoside hydrolase. Gene Ontology annotation, cellular component: extracellular region; cell surface; fungal-type cell wall. The record is from RefSeq and is a predicted model, not a curated record. Gene Ontology annotation, molecular function: glucan endo-1,3-beta-D-glucosidase activity. Gene Ontology annotation, biological process: cell wall organization. Lineage: Eukaryota; Fungi; Ascomycota; Dothideomycetes; Pleosporales; Pleosporaceae.